Molecule: messenger RNA, 3976 nt
Organism: Trichechus manatus latirostris (Florida manatee)
Lineage: Eukaryota; Metazoa; Chordata; Mammalia; Sirenia; Trichechidae
Gene: STN1
Product: STN1 subunit of CST complex
Exons: 9
Coding region: 1842-2843 (333 amino acids)
Biological process (GO): telomere capping
Cellular component (GO): CST complex
Molecular function (GO): single-stranded telomeric DNA binding
Source: RefSeq, a predicted model, not a curated record
GAGCGUUCCCUUUGAAAAUGGUCUAGCCUGGACCUUGUUGUUGAGUCCUGUUGAGUUCAUUCCGACUCAUAGCGACCCCUUGUGACAGAAUUGCCAUAGGGUGCUCUAUGUUGGAAUCGACUCUGCAGCACACAACAACAGUCUUUACAGAAGUAGAUGCCAGGUCUUUCUUCCGGGGAGCUGCAGGAUGGGUUCAAACCGCCAACCUUUCUGUUAGCAGCCGAGCUCUUAACCGUUGUGCCACCAAGACUCCUUAGCCUGGACCCUAGAGUCAGUCAAUUUCUAUGCAGGUUAAAAACAGUCUAAGUUGUUGUUAGUUUUUUUUUUUAAAUAGAUACUUAGGGGAGUAACCUCUGGACUGAAGGAACGUUUUUAUCUGAGACUGAGGUUUUCAUAUUUUAAAAUGUUGUUUUUCUUUGGGUCAGCUCUUGGUGGGAAGAUUGCUGGACUGGGCAUCCCUAUGCCUGACUCGGGAUCCAAACUAUGCCACUUACCUGACCUGGGUUAUGACUCAUCUUCUGCAGAGCUUGGAGCUCUGGUGGUGCAGUGGUUAAGAACUACAGCUGCUAACCAAAAGGUCAGCAGUUCGAAUCCACCACCGAUUCCUUGGAAACCCUAUGGGGCAGUUCUACUGUGUCUUAUAGGGUCGCUAGGACUGGAAGUCGGAAUUGACUUGACGGCAACGGGUUUUUGUUUCUGCAGAGCUUCUUCUUUGUAAAAAUGAGGAUUAAGAAUGCCUGGUUUUCUUGUAAGGUUUUGUUUUGUUUUGAGUUAGAAUCAAAUUAUAUAACUGCUUGAGAGGAAGGACAUUAACUGUCUUGUUCACCAGGGUAAUCCCAAGGCUCAGAACAGUGCCUGGCAUGUAUGGGCCCUCAAGAAGUAGUAAUUGAUGGACCAAAGCAUUAUAAAUGUAAGGUUAAAAUUUUUUUAUUAGAAUAUUGGUUACUAAAAAUAGGUUCUUACCUAAAAAUAUAAUCAGUAUAGUUUGGGGAUAGAUUUAAACAAUUCAUGUAGCUGUGAGUAGACCUUCACAUGGAUACUGUGUAUGUGAGAAGUUUGGAUAAACUUUGCUAUUUCCCAUGGUGCUUUCCAGUCAAGAGCCUGUUGAAUGAAAAACUAUGAGUCAGAAGUAGUCAACAAUCUGAAGAACCCAGAGUUUAAUGAGCUGAGGUUUUGUCUUUCCAGUUCCGUAUACAAAUAUAGUUGGAUGACCUUCUACUAAAGUCCUCGUACAGAUUUUUUUGCCACACCUUUAUUUCCUAAUUAUUGUUAGAAAUGGUCUGUUUUUUCCCUUGGAAGGCAGCCAGCCGCCUCCACAGUUGUCUGUUUUCCAGAAUAGUCUGGUAUUCUUCAUAGCUUAUCUCCUCAGGAAGAAAUUAAUUCACAUAAAAUGACAACCACGCUUAAAUAUCUUCUAUAGGUGUUCAAGGAAGUAUCAGGGACAUGAUAGGAGCCUGUUGGAAGAGCUUAACUCUCCCUGUGGGCAGAGGGCCUUAUUAUGUAUUCAAAGAAACAAAGGAAAACUGGUACUGUUGAUCUUUGCCAUGUCACUGGUGAUAAUGUGUCAGAUGUGGUUUUUUUUAAAUGAAACAUCCUGGUUGAAACAGACUUCAACCAUCUUUUCAUAGAGUGAUCUUUAGACUAUACUGUAGAGUUCCUAAGGUCCUUGGGUGGUGCAGAUGCUUUGUGCUCGACUGCUAGCCAGAAGGUUGGUGGUUUGAGCCACCCAGUGGUGCCACAGAAGAAAAGCCUGGCGAUCUGCUUCCAUAAAGAUUACAGCCAAGAAAAUCCUGUGGAACUCAGUUCUACUAAUGGGGCUGCUAUGAUUCAGUAUCUACUAGAUGACAACAGGUAUAUUUUUUUACAAUGGGCAUCCGGUAAAACAGGUAGAUGUCUUGGGAACUGUAAUUGGAGUGAGAGAAAGAGAUGCUUUCUACAGUUAUGGAGUGGAUGACAGCACAGGCGUUAUAAACUGCAUCUGCUGGAAAAAGUUGAGCGAUAUCAGGUCUUCAUCAGCCCAAACAGCUACAGCUGCUCCAGGCACAGCAAGAGAUCUGAGCUUAACCUCACAGCUUAAGAAGUUGCAAGAAACCAUUGAGCAGAGAACAAAGAUAGAAAUUGGGGACCUUAUCCGAAUCAGAGGCUAUGUCCGCACCUACAGAGAAGAGCGAGAAAUUCAUGCCACUGCAUAUUAUAAAGUGGACGAUCCAGUGUGGAGCAUUCAGAUUUCAAGGAUGCUUGAGCUGCCCGUUAUCUACAGGAAAGUUUAUGACCAGCCUUUCCACAGCCCAGCCCUAGAGAAAGAAAAAGCACUGAGCAAUCCAGGCACCCUGGACCUCGCCAGCCUCACGUGUUUGCUGAGUGAAAAAGCCAAAGAAUUCCUCGUGGAGAACAGAGUGCAAACCUUUUACCAGCAGGAGUUAGAAAUGGUGGAGUCUUUGAUGGCCCUCGCCAAUCAGCCUGUGAUUCACAGCGCCUGUUCCAACCUAGUGGAUUUUAAGAAUGACACCGCUUCCCAGGCAAUUCAUAGUAUAUUUAAGAACGCUAUACAGCUGCUUCAGGAAAAGGGACUUGUUUUCCAGAAAGAAGAUGGUUUUGAUAAUCUCUACUACGUAACCAGAGAAGACAAAGAACUGCACAGAAAGAUCCACCGUAUUAUUCAAGAAGACUGCCAGAAACCAAAUCACGUGGAGAAGGGCUGCCACUUCCUGCACAUCUUGGCCUGUGCUCGCCUGAGCCUCAGCCCAGGCCUGAGCGAAGCUGUGCUGCGGCAGGUGCUAGAGCUCCUGGAGGACCAGAGUGACAUCGUCAGCACCAUGGAGCACUACUACAUGGCGUUCUGAGAGGCUGUCUGGGGAGAAAGAGGAGGUGGACUUCACUCCCAGGCUCUGAUUUUAGACAACUUGUAGGGCUUAUGUGUCUGGAGGCAGUUACCUCAUGAUAAAGUAUAAACUGCAGUUAUUGGGCAGUGGGAUUUGGCAUAAAUGUUAUAGACUGCCUUCUACCUGCUGUAUCCCUGGGAUAAAAUGGCUUUUAUCUCAGCCACAAUACAUGAAAAUCCUCCCCUCUGACCUGGCUGGACUGGCAUCACUCAUGGAGCAGAAGGGGGAGGAAACAGUGUCAGCAGCUUAAUCAGUGUGUUUGGGGUUUGAGGCUCUAUCGUAGUAAAGGGUGAAGGCCCAUGUCCUGCAGAAACUGAGGAGCAGAAAGCCAGAUCAUACAGUUCUAAAAUUUUACAACUUCAGACUAUCAGAUACAUUCUCAUGGGCCUCUCUCGAUGUCUAAGAACCAGGGUUAGGGGAAUAAUUCUCCCUGGAUAUGUGUCACUCACCACAUUUCUGUGGCUCAAGCCCCGGAAGUAGGUCCUGAAUCCUGGUUUAGUGCUGUGUUAUAACCCAACCAGAGGUGGGAAUAAAAAGAUCUACAACAUGGCUCUGUGUUUUUCAUUUUCCUUAUUCUGAAUUGAAAGGUUUCUCAGUACACUUCCCUGCAUUUAAAGAUGUGUGUGACUAAAUACAUUGUCCCUUACUGCCCCAGAAAAUGGUGGAGGCAGUCAGCCUGGGGAGCUGGUGGAUGUUUUGUUCAAGGUUGCCAUUGAGUAUGCAGGACGUGCUGACACCAUCUGACAAAGACUCAGUAUGUGCCCAGACAGGUGAUGGAGUCAUGCUUUUGCUCAGGAUGACGAAGUCAAGGGAAGACAAUCUGAGGUAUGUAGUAAGCUUGUUCUAACAGCAAAAUGACAAAUCUAGCCAGCAAAAAUAAAGUGCAGAGAAAGAUCUGGACUUAAUUAGUCUUUUCACAAAAGGCACAUCUGCCUUCAUCUGUUGCCAUCUAGCCGUGGAUGACAUUUGUUCCUUUUUUUUACUAUUAUGUUUCAGAUGAAAGUUUACACAGCAAAUUAGGUUCCCCUUUAACAAUUUUUAUACAUAUUGUUCCAUGCCAUUCGUUACUUUUGCAAUGUGUUAGCAUUCUCAUU